Messenger RNA from Fusarium pseudograminearum CS3096, 414 nucleotides. RefSeq lists its product as uncharacterized. The record is from RefSeq and is a predicted model, not a curated record. The transcript has a single exon. NCBI's taxonomy places the organism in Eukaryota, Fungi, Ascomycota, Sordariomycetes, Hypocreales, Nectriaceae. The coding region runs from base 1 to 414 and encodes 137 amino acids.
AUGCCGAACACGAUCCUGCCCUCCGAGGGCAACGACACACUCUACUUUGUCGCAUUCAGCAGCGCAAAAUGUGCACUGGCCCAGCCUGGUCAGCACCUCUUUGACGAGCUGGCCGAGUUGGAGAAGGAAUGGUGGUUCUAUAUCAGCCGCCCAGCAAACCGAGCUAUUGAGUCAGUCGGUGAUCAGUAUGGGGCGCUCCUCAAGCACCCAAGCAUUGAUGAGGCAGAAGCUCAGCUCCUCAACGUCAAAAUCCAUUUCAACUGGAUGGAGUGCAGCGAAGGCAAAGCCGCCGAAGAAAUGAGUUCAAAUGACAUUGUCGCCGAUAUGGCCGAAAGGCAAAUUGCUGGCUUGGGAAUGCUACUGGUAUCACCAUCACUAUUCUCAAUCAUGCGAUUACUUCCACUUCUGGCCUGA